AUGCCCGCCCAGUGCCGCCCCGCUCCUCCGGCCCCGAGACCGCCGGGGAGACACGGCACCGCUCGGGACCCCCAGCCGACACCGGCAGGAGCGACCCAGAACGCCCGGGGCCAUCCCCGGCCCAGCCCCAGCGCGCCGGGCUCCGCGCGGGCCCGGGAGCAGCCGCGCUCCGGCCCCGGGGAGACGGGCGGGGCCGUGAGCGAUGGUCGCGCCUCCCUCCCGGAUCGGGAUCUGGGCUCGGGGACUGGGGUCCCGGUCCUGCCGGUGUCGGCUGCGGGAGCCGGGCAGAGCCGCUUCUUCCUCGGCAAGCAGGGUGUGGGUGCCGGGGCCGGGGGAUCGAGGAGGGAUUGGGGCUGGGAUCGGGGCCGGCACCGCCGUGGGCGGGAGGAGCCGCUCCGGGACGAGCGCUGGGACCCCGCUACGGAGCCGGGGGAUGCCGGUGCUGGGCCCGCCAGGAGACCGGUGCUUCCCUGGAGCAGCCGCUGGAUCGCGGCUGGAAGCAGGCAGGGCGCGGGGACCGCCGUGCCGGCCACGGGACCCUCCGACACCGUCGCCUCCCGCCCCGUGGGACACCGAGCCCCCGGCCCCGGUAGCCCCGCGGCCACCGGGCUCCCUGCGAGCAGCAGCGCCCGCCUCUCCCGUGUCCGCAUCCUGGGGGGAGCUCUGCCGAACAAGCUCCGGGACGGCCGCUGGGACCGGCUCCAGCUGUGCCCGGUGUGGGAAUGGAGGAGGCCCGGAAGGCACAUGGAGAUGCUUCAGCCCGGGCAGAGACCACUGACAGCCCAGAAGAACCCCGAGGAGCAGCUGGCAUUAUCUGGGAAUGGCACGGGCUGUUUGCAGAGGGGCUCAGACAGCAAUUCCUGUUUCUCACCUCCCAGUGUUCCCAUGCACCUACCAGGGAGCCAGCUGGAAGUGCAGAAGAGGUGGAAGACUUUCGCAGUUCCCCAGUGGGAAGAACAUGAACUCACAGCCAUCGAGGCCUGACAGGUUCCUGCAGUGAGAGCUCAGCACACCUCCACAGAGAGAGAGAGGGGAGAUGUGGGAGUUGGAAAACCAGAAACUUCCAGAGACUCCAGAAGAUUUGAUCUGCAGCCUUGGAAGAAGCUUGGAUUGAUGUAGAAAUGCAAUGCACAGACAUGAAGCAGAAAAAUCAUAAACUUCUGAUUCUGUGGUUGACCUCACUUGUCAGUCCUUUACCACUGGACUUGGAACAAAGGAAGGGACACCCAGGAUGCUGCAUCACAAGAAGUCCCAAAGAGAAACCCCUCCAAAACCUGACAGAAAAAGGCUUCAAGGCACUCCAGGACACAGCCAGCUGUUCAUGCCUUGUCAGGCCACAGCAACCCUGUCACAUCCACCCGAGCUGUGCAGGCCAGGCAAAGGCUGCCCUUCCUCCUGGGGAGCACUGCACAGAGAGCCAUCCUGGGCAGCACCUGGAAACAACAGGGGAAAGGCGAAACAAAAAUGUUUUCUGUCACAAAAUGAGUGUCUACAAUCAGAACUUCUGGACAAAUUUAGUAACACCACUUUCAUGUGAUAAAUGCAGGCCAUGCACAUCCUUCCAGCCCAGGUAAAAACACGAAGGAGAACUACAGGAACAGCAGGAAGACAGAGUCCUUUCUUUGGAUAUAUUUCCUAAACACACUUCUGCAUUGAUAUAGUUUAUAUCAAUAAAACUUUGUGUUCUUUAAAAGAAUGGAUUGCUGCUAAAAAAAUAAUAUUCUAUCAGCCAUAGCCAGGACAAGCUACAUCUGGAGGGCCAGGGAGAUGCAGGAGCUUGGCACACCAAGGAUAAAAGUAGAGGAAGCAGGGGAGGUGUCGGGGGAGAGCUGGAGAAGUGAAGGAGCAGGCAAUCUUGUGAAAAAUAAAUCUUGUUCAGAUUCAUCAGUGCUGAGAACAUGGAAAAUGCACGGUGCUGGAUGCAUCUAGGACACAGUGCCCCGGGUUGUUGUCCUUUGCUCCUGAGCUUUGGCUUCAGCCCCUCUCCAGAGGAGCAGGGAAUUCCUGCUGGCUAAGAGGGAGUCUGGUCCCACUCCAGGGCUGUGUCCAGUAAAGGAGGGGAGCUGUUUAGAGUAACUGACCAGUGUUUUAGUUACACACAAAAGUCAAACCAAACACUGAAAUGGACCGAAAUACUGAGCUGCAACACAAAGUGUUCACAGCAGGCAGAGGCAAGAGGUGCACACAGGACCAAGAAUUACCAUUUCACUUGGCUGUUCUGCUUACAGGCAUUUUAGUUCUGCCUUGCUUCACAGCUGCCAUUCUGCCAAGGCCAUUUCCUGAAGCCUGUGUCACAUGUAGCUGAGGCUGGAAAUCCUCACUCAGGAUUUGUACGUCCCACCUGGAUUGGCCAGGAAGCACGUGCCCACAUGCAUGCCCAUUUCUGUGAUAUGUCAGAAGUCAUGUAACCCAGCAACUUGCUCCUCACUGCACCACUUAGAAAUACAUUAAAAAGCCAGAAAAAAACCCCAAAAACCAACCAAAUAACAAUCCACAUCAGAGAGAGCUUAGUGCAGCAUCAUCUUAGUGUUCUGCUCGGUGAUGGAGAGAAAGAAGGAGGAAAGCUCUCCUUCCAGUACUUCCAGGUCUGGACCAAGCAGUUUGAAACAGCCCAAAUUGCCCUCACCUGCAGCUUUGCUCCUUGCCUCAGCCUUGCCCUGAGUUCUGAGGGACCAGAGGCACCACACAACCCAAAACUGGCAGCACUCACACCCACUACUAGUAUGGACAUCUUCAUGUUCUGUCCUUGACCAAACAACCCCCAGGAUGUUUCUGCUUUCCUGUCAGACUUGGCAAAUUUCAUUGACAUUUAUCAAGGCAGCAGACACCCUGCAUGGCUCUGGGGUCAGAUCCCCUUUGGCACAAAAUCCCGAGAGAAGAUUGGAGGGAAGAAUCCAACAGCAAACUGAAAUCCCAGACAGGCAAUGAAGGUCUGCUUCUGGUGGGUUCCUGUUGGCUUUUGGGGCACAAGAAAGGCCUUUAUACCGUUUGCAUCCAUGUGAAAAGCCCACACUGAGCACUUGGAUUUAAAGAUGCUGCACUUAAUAUUACAGACAUAGAAUUGCUUUGGGAUUUGGCAUCUCCUGCACUCACACAAACACAUUAAAGGAAUUAAGUGCAGAGUCCUGAAGUUCAGUUAUUCCAAUUCUAUUUUGAUAGGGUUACCUGACAUACCAAAAUCCACAGCAAUACUUAAAGGAAUGAAAAGCAACUUUCCCUCCCCACCUCACUUUCAAUUUUUCAGUUUAGGAAAACUGUCUCACCCUUCACAUGAGACUGAAAAUGGAAUAAAAGUUGUUCAGUCUCUGGGCCAGAAAAGGGCUUAGUCUGAUAAAUCCUCCUCACACAAAGUACCAAUUUAUCAGAUUAUGCCCUUUUCUGACCCAGAAAUAAGUUAACUGAGAAGCAUUUUGAAAUCUUUUAUUCCAUUUUCAGUCUCAUGAGAAGGGUGAGACAAUACAGAUGUUAUAAUUCAGGCCUUCACAAUCAGAAGCCAGCUAUUUCCUAAUUACAAUAAUUACAAGCAUUUCUUGUCCUAUCAGUUUUUGUCACACCAUGCUGUAAAUGCCUUAAAGCCAAUAAUCUAAAAUUACCCCUCGUGAAUCUUACUACAGUGCAUCUUUCAUAGUUCUAUUUCUCUAAAGUAUCCAGUCUUAUUUACAAAGUCAUCCUUUAAAACUCAUUUCUAGCUCCAUUUCUCUCUCAACAAUGUCUGUCCUAUUCCAUGGCAUUUCUAAGUCAUCAUUUCUUAUCUCAAAGUUUACAUACAGAUACAUACUAUAU
This is a messenger RNA of Passer montanus (Eurasian tree sparrow), 3783 nucleotides long. Its product is annotated as translation initiation factor IF-2-like. The transcript has 8 exons. The record is from RefSeq and is a predicted model, not a curated record. Lineage: Eukaryota; Metazoa; Chordata; Aves; Passeriformes; Passeridae. The coding region runs from base 1 to 984 and encodes 327 amino acids.